Vidua chalybeata is the source of this 1235-nucleotide messenger RNA. It is a transcript of the gene DNAJB6, whose product is annotated as DnaJ heat shock protein family (Hsp40) member B6. Bases 180 to 1190 code for a protein of 336 amino acids. The record is from RefSeq and is a predicted model, not a curated record. The transcript has 9 exons. Gene Ontology annotation, cellular component: endoplasmic reticulum membrane; cytosol. Gene Ontology annotation, molecular function: ATPase activator activity; Hsp70 protein binding. Gene Ontology annotation, biological process: positive regulation of proteasomal ubiquitin-dependent protein catabolic process; protein refolding. Lineage: Eukaryota; Metazoa; Chordata; Aves; Passeriformes; Viduidae.
AUUUGUUGCGCUUCAGAGGGGACGGUGGGCUGGGUUUACGACUCGCGUUCCUGUUUGCGCCGGCACUUUGUGCUGUGUUGCUGUCUGAGCUCUCCUUGGCUGCUGAAAACAUGUGCUUCGGCCAUGCUAACAAAGGACUGGAAAGACUUGGCUGUUGAUACCACGAGAACUCCUGAAACAUGGUGGAUUAUUAUGAAGUUCUGGGAGUGCAGAAGCAUGCCUCAGCAGAGGAUAUCAAAAAAGCGUACCGUAAAUUGGCACUAAAAUGGCACCCUGAUAAAAAUCCAGACAAUAAAGAUGAGGCGGAACGACAAUUUAAGCAAGUAGCUGAGGCCUAUGAAGUUUUGUCAGAUGCUAAAAAACGUGACAUCUAUGACAGAUAUGGAAAAGAAGGCCUAAUAAAUGGAGGUGGAGGUGGAAAUCAUCACGAUAAUCCAUUCGAUUUUGGAUUUACAUUCCGCAACCCAGAUGAUGUCUUCAGGGAGUUUUUUGGUGGAAGGGACCCCUUUUCAUUUGACUUCUUCGAAGACCCUUUUGAGGACUUCUUCGGUGGCAGGCGGGGUCCAAGGGGAAGCAGAAACAGAGGUGGUGGUGGAUCAUUCUUCUCUGCCUUUGGUGGAUUCCCUGCUUUUGGAAGUGGUUUCUCUCCAUUUGACACAGGUUUUACUUCGUUUGGCUCCCUGGGACAUGGAGGCCUUACUUCAUCAUUCUCCUCUACGUCAUUUGGUGGCAGUGGAAUGGGAAACUUCAAAUCAGUAUCAACCUCAACUAAAAUAGUUAAUGGCAGAAAAAUUACUACAAAGAGGAUUAUUGAGAAUGGACAAGAGAGAGUAGAAGUUGAAGAAGAUGGCCAGUUAAGGUCGCUAACAAUAAAUGGGGAGGCAGAUGAAGAAGCCUUUGCCGAGGAGUGCAGACGGAGAGGACAACACGCGCUGCCCUCCCAGCCCACCAACCUCCGCCUGCUGAAGCCUCACAAGUCCAGCACCUCCCCGCGCUUUGCCUGCCAUUACAAUAGUGAUGAGGUGGAAGAACAAGACAGGAGCCGGGUUAUGAGCAGCUUCGAGGCCCCUAUUUAUUUAUCAGGUGUGCACAAGCAUGUUGGUGAGAAACGUGCAGAGAAGGACCCAUCACAUAGUCAAAAGCCAAACCCAAAAAGCCAAGCGAGAAGUUGGUGCUGUGUGUUGACUUAGUGUUAGCUCCCUGGUAGAUAAUAAAUAGCAGCCUGUUUGCCUUCA